CCUCUCUCAGGUAACCGGAAGUAAACAAGUCUUUGUUAUUGUUGUGUGACAUAAUCGCGAGAAAGCAAAUUGAUCGAUUAAUCAAAUAGACAAAACAACGGAACACGAUGUCUGAUGUAUGACAACGGUCGCGGACCUGAAAUUACGAAAUAAUCAGGUGUAUUGAAAAUGUUCCACUGAUCCAGCUAAAGUCGGAGUGGCGAGGGAAAUAACCCGAUUAUAAUAGUGCCUAUUUAACUUGCCUGUUAAUGGGCCAGGUUUCAUGUUCAGCUUAGGGCCCAAGUUCAUCAUACAAAAACCAUGGGAAAAGUGAACAAAGCCAAGGUCGCUGACGAUGACCAACAGGUGAGCUUCGAAGCCACGGAUCACGGGGACAGUGUGUUGGCGGGGCUGAAGUACCUCAGGGAGAAGCAACAGCUGUUUGACGUCACAUUCAUUGUGGAGGGGCAGAAAUUCCAGGCACACCGUGUGGUCUUGGCAUCAUGCAGUGACUACUUCAGAGCAAUGUUUACUGAUGGGUUGGUGGAGUGUCAAAAAGACAUCAUUUCAUUAAAUGGAGUCACAGCUAAAGGAAUGAAGAACCUGAUUGACUUUGCCUAUUCAUCUAAGUUAUUUCUAGAUUUUGAUAAUGUUGAAGACAUUUUGCUCUCUGCCAAUCACGUACAGAUGUUGCCUGUUCUGCAGGCCUGCUCUGAUUUCCUCAAGCAACAUCUGAGCAUCGAGAACUGUAUCGACAUGCUCAGACUGACAGACUUGCUGUGUAUCAGGAAACUGAAAUCAGACGUUCUCAAGUUUAUAUGUUCCAACUGGACUAGAGUGUCCGUUACUCAGGAGUUCUGCAACAAGUUAACUUCCAGUCAGCUCAUAAGCAUUCUGAACAGCAACUUGCCCAUGAACUGUUCAGAAACAGAUGUUCUGGAAAGUGUGGUCAGCUGGAUCAUGUUCGAUAUUCAUUCCAGAGACCAAUAUUUCCUGCCUUUGAUAAAACUUAUACAGUUGGAAAAUAUACUGAGAUCAAGUUUAUCUGCAAUGCCUAACAAGACUGAAUUUGAUGGCUUACUCGAUGCUCAUCCAGUCUUUCAGAAGUAUUUUUAUAAUUCUUGCCAUGAUUUCCAGCCAUAUUUAGUAGAUUCAGGUUUGAUCAAUAAUAGAGGCUUUUCAAAGGCUUUGGUUUGUGUUGGAGGCUUUAGUCCAAAUGGUGGGAUGACAAAUGACCUUAGGUUUUUCAGUCAUGAAACCCAUGCAUGGAAAACUUUGGCCUCCAUUCCUCAUAUUAAGCAGUGCAAUUUCGGUUUAACAGUAUUAAACAAUGAAGUGUUCAUCAUAGGAGGUUGUUUUAAUGAUCAAAUACAAGAAGUUGUACAUCAGUAUGGAUUCAAGUACAACCCAGAAAAAGACUCAUGGAAAAGCAUUGCAGCCAUGAGUCUGGAGAGGUGUCGAUUUUAUUUAGGGGCUGUGGGAGGGAAAUUAUAUGCUAUUGGCGGGGAUCCUUCAGCAAGCAUGGAUGUUUCUCUUGAGUCCUCACCAUGUGAGUGCUUCCAUCCCGAAGAAAACAAAUGGACCCCUAUUGCGUCACUACCAGGAAAUCGUUCUCAGCAUGCGGGUGUUGUUUUUGAAAAUGCAUUGUACAUUUCCGGUGGUCUUCAGGACGCGGAUGAAGAAUUUUUCACGAGCUUCUAUAGAUAUGAUCCGGAUUCGGACAGCUGGACUGAGCUAGCUCCAAUGCUUUCACCAAGAGCCGACCACACCAUGCUUGUGUAUCGGGGACACAUCUACGUGGUGGGAGGAUGGCACGAGAACGCGAAUCAGCAGCGGAUCAUGGUGGCCGAUCUGGAUCGCUAUGACCACGUGACCGAUAGCUGGGAAACUCUGACCACCAUUCCGGACCCUCGUCUGUACGCUAGUUACACGAUAAUGGACCAAAGCGUGCACGUUGUCGGGGGGUGGGUCAACGGAAACUACCAACGGAAAGCACAAACGGUGCAGACAGUAGAUAUGGAGACAUUGGUAGUCACGACGCAAAGCGUUGGUAAAAUGGAGGUUUGGGAACACAGUUCUUGUUCAUUGUACAUUCCGCAUUGCAAAAUGAUAGACAGUUAGUCAGCUGUUACAUGUAGUUAUUCUAAGAUUUUAUUUAUUUUUUUAUUUGCACAGCGAUUUUGCGUGUUUUGUUUUUUGAUUGCGACGGGAUCAUAUUUUUGCUUUUUAGUAUGCACACAAACUCGUUAUGCAACUAAUUAUGGAUGUUUUUGUAUUCCAUAUACAUUUUUAGUUUAAUGAAAUCCAAUGAUGAUUUUAUUUAGAAAGACACAAGGAUCUAUAUUUGUUUUAAAUAUACAUGUAGUAUUUACAAUGUAAGUCCCUUGCUUGAUAUUGAGUAUUAAACAUCAAGCACUCUU
This is a messenger RNA of Magallana angulata, 2399 nucleotides long. Its product is annotated as kelch-like protein 13. The record is from RefSeq and is a predicted model, not a curated record. Bases 301 to 2100 code for a protein of 599 amino acids. Lineage: Eukaryota; Metazoa; Mollusca; Bivalvia; Ostreida; Ostreidae. Gene Ontology annotation, molecular function: protein binding. The transcript has 5 exons.